AUGGAAUACGACCUCAGGUAUGACGCCAAGAGCAAGGGCAUGGUGUUCAAGCAGCAGCCCGAGCACGUGACGGCCCUGCUCCAGCUCGAGCUUGAGCAGACCAACACGUUGAUAUCGGAGCUCAUGAAUCUCGCGGCGGCGGUGCCGCCCAAGGCGUCACCGGAGACAUUCAACAAGGACUUGUCCAAGAUGAUCAAGAAAUUGUACGAGUCCGGCGUGGCGCUGUUCAAGCAGGGCAAGUACACGGAGUCCGCCAAACAGUUCAGCAUUGCGCUUGAGAUUGCCAACCGCAGAAGCAAGUUCGAGGCGUUCCAGGGCACGUUGCAGGAAAUCAGUCUCUUGCUCAUGAGCCGCGCGGACGCGCACUUGAAGUGCAAGGAGUACUUGAAGGCGUUCAACGACGCCGACAUGUUGAUCAGCAUGAUGGUGUGCACGCCCGACAACUUCUUGCGCCGCGGGGUGGCCAACUACUUCUUGGCCAACUACGAGGACGCGCGAGCCGACUACCAGCGCGGCUUGGCGUUUGACGAGAAGAACGAGCGGCUCCAGAAGGAGUUGGACACGUGCCUCGCCCGGAUUCUCGAGGAGAACGGCGACCACUUGUAG
Molecule: messenger RNA, 606 nt
Organism: Metschnikowia bicuspidata var. bicuspidata NRRL YB-4993
Lineage: Eukaryota; Fungi; Ascomycota; Pichiomycetes; Serinales; Metschnikowiaceae
Gene: SEC72
Product: Sec63 complex subunit
Exons: 1
Coding region: 1-606 (201 amino acids)
Molecular function (GO): Hsp90 protein binding
Source: RefSeq, a predicted model, not a curated record